Molecule: messenger RNA, 1997 nt
Organism: Serpula lacrymans var. lacrymans S7.9
Lineage: Eukaryota; Fungi; Basidiomycota; Agaricomycetes; Boletales; Serpulaceae
Exons: 4
Coding region: 1236-1862 (208 amino acids)
Biological process (GO): positive regulation of transcription by RNA polymerase II
Cellular component (GO): nucleus
Molecular function (GO): DNA-binding transcription factor activity, RNA polymerase II-specific; zinc ion binding; sequence-specific DNA binding
Source: RefSeq, a predicted model, not a curated record
ACGUGAACCUGUAUGACAAGAUAAGAUGACACAAGUGUGCUUGAUGACUCACCAUAAGGACGUGUAUAUGUGCAUGUAGCUGUCCUUAGCAUGGGUGAGCAAAAACUAGGUGCUCAUUUUUCCAAGUCCACCGAGAUAUUGAGGAGAUAAUAAAAGAUGCGGGGAAGCAGUGUUCCCCUCUUACUAGAGUUGCAUCAAGGCAUCAAUAUCAAUUCUAAUUACAGGCUUGUCGUGGGAACAUCAGGUGCAGAACCCUCCUCAACUAACGUUUAGAGUCAGGGACUCUGAAAGCAUUUCAUGCGAGACUUGAAAUACUUCCUGUUCAUGGUCAUUGACGGUAAAUGCUGGCGGCAACUUCUAAGCGUAAUACUUCAUCUCUGAGAGCCUCCCUUCCUUCCUCAAGCCAGCGACAGUAUUCCACAGCCCUGAAUAAAACACCGCUUUUACCCUUGCUCCGUCCUUUGCCUCUCCCCCCACUGCCUUUGGGUCUACCUCGAGUUGGCAUGUCAAGGAUAGGUGCACCAACAGGAGCAAGUAACGAUAUAAGUUGAGCAUAGCCAUCGCGAAUGGCAUUUCUGCGCUUUUGCUCGGACAGUAUGUGGUUCAGCCUCUUCUGAGGGGUAGACAGUGGUGGCUUUACUCGAGACGUCACCUGAGAGGAGACACUGUUUGGAGUGGACUCGGCUACGAGAGAGGGCUGGAUGGAGUGUGAAAGUGGUAUCGACAGCUGAUCAGUGGAUCGGAGUCUGGCUUUUGUGCUGAGGCCAUUGAGGAGGUCGUGGGUGGAUGGCUGCAGUGAAGCAGUUGAGUUAAAACAUAGCGGUAGAGCAACAGGUGAAGUGCUGGUGGGCGAUGGUGGAUACACAAAUUCACGAUUGGGAUGUUCGUUUGCAAGUGGGUCACAGUCGAAUUCCCAGUUAAAGUCGUCGAGAAAACCAAGUAAAUCUGUUUUUUCUGAAGGCGAAAAAAGGUCUGCGGAGGAAGGUAAAGGCAAAGAUGGGGCGGGGAAAAGGCCUAAAAGGGCAGGGUCAAAUGUGAACUCGAAUUCAGAGAAGGGGACAGGCGGCUGAGGCGGAAGGGAGGACAUGGUCGCGGUAGCGGAAUGAAAAGGUGUGCCGGUUGGACCGGCACAAACAGGAAUAAAUAAGUAAAUAGCUAACCGCUCCGACGACCGUGCGGGAUAACUUAUAUACCUUCUUCCCCGAACAUCUACGGACCCUGCCCGCCCCGCUACCAUGUCGGCCCUCAGUGAGGCAUCCACACCGGCCCAAGACACGGCUUCGGCCUCCAUUGAUACACAACAACUUCAGCAACUUCAUGCUGCAGAUCUCCAACAGCAAGGACAACAGCUCCCAACAGGCGCGAAUUCGUCAGCGAACGAGGGAGGGAGAAAACCUAAGGCACCUUCAGUCCGACGAGCAUGUACCGCAUGCCAUACUGGAAAAACAAGAUGCAGUGAGGUAUUACCCUGUCAGAGCUGUCUGAAGCGAGGUUUGGGAGCAACCUGUGCUUAUCCUGAUCCAGAUACUCACGACCAAAACUCGUCGCACCAUCCACCAGCAGUACCAGCAUUCGCCGCCCCUCCUAUAGGCUAUGUUCACGGUGCACCCAACCUGAACCACCAACAGUACUAUGAUUAUAAUGGUGCUUUCACUGGCGCUUCUACGUCCACCUUCAGACCGAACAAGAGACCACGUAACCUUACAGAGGAAGAAGCGGCAGCUAUCACACGCAACUUCAGCCGCGGCGACUUUUAUGUAGGCACCAGUGCUCCGGUUCGUAUUGAUCCCCGUCUACCUGUUCGUCUGACACUGGGAGAAGGCGAUCAUGUGCAUUUCAGCAUCACGGAGACGCUGGGGUAGCCACGGGUUUCUUGUGCUUUUUCUUUCUUUCAUCUAUUGUACUCGUUAUCGCUAUUGUGCUUUGUAGUCUUACCUGAUGUACCGUUAAAAGUAUGUUCAAUUUCAACAUCUCGAAAUAUUGAAUAUUGUUACAAU